AGCAGCAGCGGCGGCGCGGGUUGCCUACCUGUACGAGCGGAAGGGCGCCUGCGCCACUAAGCGGCCAUUUUUAAAGUUCCGCGAACCCUUUAUGUCAAGUGAUGUCACUAGUGUACGUUCGGCGACGGUAAAUUGCAGCAGGGGUUAAUCAAUAUAAUCAGCGCCCGUGUAUCGCCCAGCCGCGCGGAUUGUUUUCGUCGUGCAGCAGACAGCCGGAUAAUUUUAUUUGCGAUCGGCGCCGACGAGCGGGCGCUUGGCAGGCUCGGCUCCUCCGCGGACAUGUCGCCGCUCGACGGUUAAACGCGCUCCUCCGCGGACGCCUCCACGCCGAAUUGUUGUGCGGGCACCAUGAGCAGCUACGGCAGGUCGGGCCUGCUGGAGACGUACGUGCGGAGCCAGUGGUACCGGGUGUUCGUGUCGCUGGAGGAGGACCACCUGAGCAUCAGCCUCGACGAGACGUGCGAGAACGGCAACCUGAAUGGCGGGCUGGACAACGGCGUGCUCGAGGGCUACUCGGACGUGCCCGAGUCGAUCGCAAACCAGAAGCGGAUCGUGUGCGUCGUCAAGUCGGACAACAACGGCCUCGGCAUCUCGAUCAAGGGCGGCCGCGAAAACAAGAUGCCCAUCCUCAUCUCCAAGAUCUUCAAGGGCAUGGCGGCCGACCUGACCGAGAAGCUGUACGUCGGCGACGCCAUCCUCUCUGUCAACGGCGAGGACCUCAGAGAGGCCACACACGACGAGGCGGUCAAAGCCCUCAAAAGGGCCGGAAAGAUCGUUGAACUUGAAGUCGUGCCGUCCUUCUAUGUUACAGUCAAAUAUCUCAGAGAAGUGACGCCUUAUUUUAGAAAAGCCUCAAUAAUUAGCGAGGUCGGCUGGGAGCUGCAGAAAGCGUUUCUCUCGCAGAGGCCUCCGAGUCCGCGCCAGACGGCUCCGAGAGCCGACACGCGUUAUAUACCACUGCAGCUCUGCUAUCUCACCCGCAAUUUCAGACACCAAGACCCAGAAAACCGAUGCUUUGAACUGCACUCUCCUGACGGUAUCCAUAAUUGUGUUCUUCGAGCGCCUGACCCUUCGGAAGCUGCCGCUUGGUUCAACACACUCCACUCCGCGCUCUCUAACCUCACCGCCAUGGCCAUGAACCAGGCCAACCAAGUCAUAGCCCCGCUCAGAAUUAGUGAUCCCGCUUUACCCGGAGAACUGAUGCAGAUUGGCUGGCUCGCCAGGAAAAGCGAGCACGGAGAAGAGACAGCAGAGCGGUGGCAGUCGGUGUUUGCAGCUGUGACUGAAACGCAGCUUCGGCUGUACGGCGCGGCGCCGUGGAGCCUCGAGUCGUGGGCGACGCCUUUCGACUGCUGCUCUCUCUUAGCAACCAGACUGGUCGGAUCCCAAAGCAGACGAGGCAGCUCUGUUCUGCCCAUGGCCGCAGAGUUGAUCACGUUCAGCAUCAGAUGCGGAACCUUGGAGGGCAUAAUCUCGCACUACUUGAGGACAGAAACUCACAGGGACCUAGCGAAUUGGGCCAGAGCCCUGGUGCAGGGCGCCCACGACGCCGUGCAGAGGCAGAAGGAAAUUCUUUUCUCUUGCGUUUGGCAAAACCAGCCGUGUCAAUUAUUACUACACUACGAAGCUGGAUUCACGCUGCUCGACGCCUCAGAUCCACCUCAACAAAUUUGGUCUUACCCCUUUGAAAGACUUCGUUCAUCAUCAGAUGAUGGAACAAGAUUGCUUUUGCUCGAUUUUGGUGCCGAGGAUGAACAGGAAUUGGACAUGGAGGGAUGUCCAAAACCUUUAGUCUUCACUCUUCACAACUUCUUGUCAGCCAAGAUUCAUCGUCUGGGGCUUUAUGCGUAAUUGAUAAAUCAAAUUGAUUAUUGAUAAGAGACUAAUAAUUUAAAACAAAAUUUAUACUGUUACUAUAUGAAUUACAAGAUUUUAAUACUUCUGUACAUAAAUAAUAAUUAUAUAAAUUGUAUAAUAAUUUGUUAUCUCACUCAAGUCAUUAUCAUCUUAACACUGUCUGAGAUUCUCAUCGACAACCCCCAUUGAUUUUAGACCAAAUAGUAGCUCCGAAAGUUUGGAUUCCCAAAGAACUCGUUAGCGCUUCCUUUCUCCUUUCUAGGAUCCUUCUUGAACAUGUAGCACCAAUUUUGCGUGUGUCGGGUCGGGCGAGUACCAUAUUUUGUAGCGACUUUUCAAAAAUACAUUGUAUGAAAAUUACAUGCUGUGAGAGCACAAACCGUUUUGUCACUUUGCUUUUUGCCGCCCGCGAAACCCUCUGACCUUUUAUUGCUCUCGUUAAUGUAAGGUUGGCUUAAAAAUACUGUUUGGAUCACACAUACAAACAAACUCACACUUUUCGUGCAUGCACCAGACGUAGGCGAAUGUUAGUAGUAACGAUAAUUUGAAAUUUCCUUCCUCCAGGCCGCGUAAAUUACCUGAUUUGCGUGUGUUGAUGCACCCUCGGCAGUUCAGUGAAAUGUACGAAAUCAAAAUGACAUUGCAAGUGUACGCCAGUCUCGAGCGUCGAAAGGAAAUUAAUUAGAUGUUUCUCAUCCCCUUACACGUAUCUCCAAACACUGUAACUUCAACUAACUCUUGUUACAAACAUAAAAAUAACUGCUGCUUAUGUGCCAAAACUACAAUUUUUCUACAAUCAUGAUACAACUCACACACACAAAUUUAUUGUGAACUGCUAUUCUCUCAAAUACUGAUAAGGCAUAUUGGCAAGAAUAAGUGCGGAUUGGUCGCUGACCCAAAUCAAGAAGCAGUAAUUGUGUGGCUUACUGGUUACGACAUUUAAUGGACCGAUUGACUAGUUUUCGGGUAUUUUGUACUGCAUCAAACACACACAAGUGAUGUGCAAAUUUGCUAUUGCUGCGCUGAAUUAUAUGUUGCUACAAAUAACAUGUAAAUGAAGCUGUAACUUCACUGAAAGCUACACCACAAUAAAUAAAGAAAUUGUUUGUUAUAAUA
Messenger RNA from Cloeon dipterum, 2973 nucleotides. It is a transcript of the gene Syn1, whose product is annotated as Syntrophin-like 1. Gene Ontology annotation, cellular component: dystrophin-associated glycoprotein complex; intracellular anatomical structure. The record is from RefSeq and is a predicted model, not a curated record. The coding region runs from base 349 to 1851 and encodes 500 amino acids. Lineage: Eukaryota; Metazoa; Arthropoda; Insecta; Ephemeroptera; Baetidae. The transcript has 8 exons. Gene Ontology annotation, molecular function: structural molecule activity; protein binding.